AAACAAGAUAUUUCUAAGUUUCAAGUGAAAUAAUUAAUUUAUGAUAAAUUAAAUGAAGAAUUGAUUUUCUUUUGACCUGAAUUAUAAUUAUUUUGAUUUUAAAUCGUGUUUGCAUAUCGCUAACCGUCUGCCAUUGCUGGCUUGAAGGUUCCGCCACCAAGCCAUAAAAUAGAAUUAAAUAAAAUCCGCCAUUGUAGGGUCACAGCCGGUCUUCAGUGAGGCUCUCUCUGUUUCUAUUACUACUCUAUGACAUACAUAAAAACGCCUGUAUCCCAUAAGGGGUAGGCAGAGCGCAUGCAACUACUAAAGCGUCAGUGCCACUUUUGGCAAAUAAGGAGUUGAAAGAAAACGAAACUGUGAUAGUACAAAUUAAUUAUGCCUAUUAUGAACAUUACAUUUUAUAAUGAAAUGCCCUUUUAUUUAAAAAAUAAACUGGUCAAAUCACAACUUCAAAUAAACGAAGUUUGCCGCAUUAUUAUUUAGAAAUGUAACAUUUAAGUUAUUAAAAUAAUCUUUCAUUAGGUAUUUAAUACAUUAUUUGACGCUUGACAUUAUACCUACAGUGAUCUACUCAAGAUGUACAAAUUAGUUUUGUGAGAGAAAAGACGGUAGACGAUACCCGAUGUGAAGAGACUGACGAGUUUUAUGAAGCUACCCGACAUAAAUCAUCUUCAGUUUAAACACGGCGAAUAACGGUCACGCUGGCCGUGACUCGUGCCUGCAGGUUAUAGUGCAAUAACAUUUAUAAAACAAGAAUAAGAUAACCAAACAACAAGUGUUCAUAGAAGCUGUGUAAGGUGAUUUCACUGAAGUCGAAUAUGGAUAAAUACCAAGACAAAGAAAAUGUAAAAGCGAAAACAAGGAUUCCUUUACCAUUGCCACCCCUGCCAGCUCUGCCAAACCACUUGCUUAAAAAAAUAAGCGAGAGACCCCCAUUGAAUACAUUAGCUGGCCCUAAUGGACUCAGUCAAAAUGUGCCCUCUAGUUUGCUUUGCGUGGCUGGACCAAGCAAUGCAAAAAACAAAAGCAUCGUGGAUAGACUGAAAAGUCCUUUUCAAAUUGACACAAAAUUCGUAACAAUGCAACGGGGAUGUGAAUAUUUGGACUUUAAUUACCAAGAUGAUAAGCGAAGAGUUUCAGAGCCAACUGUCAUUACUGUUAGCAGUGAUGAGGAAAAUGAAUCAAAUGAAAAGGAAAUAUAUUUCACUGAUAAAGACAGCCUUGCUAAUAAGAGGCGGAUGUCAGCAAGCACUCCGGCCCUUAACACAUUAGUUCCAGCCAGGGUGAAGAAUAUCAAGCGAAGCUUAAAGAGACCUCAUAGUAGGGAACUGCAAGGGUUAACGCCGCUGGAAAAUCGGGAAAAGGUGGAUGAUAGAGUGAAACGGAGACUGAAUUUCAAUCAGACAGUUAAAGAGAGGAUGCAGACACCUGAUUUAUCACUGAAAUCAUACAUGGCUAAUAUGGACAGAGAUUACGCAGGUGAAAUUCUAUCAUAUCUUCUACAAGCCGAGAGGAAAACAGCGGCGCUCCCGCGGGUGAAGAGUGAGACGAGAGCUGGCGUUAUCAUCUGGCUGAUGAAAAUAAAUGGCGUAGACGGCAACCCAGCCACCAUUCAAACUGCGGUGUGGUACCUGGACGCCGUGCUGGCCACCGGCAACGUGACGCUAGAGAAUAUGCAGCUAGUGGCCACAGCAGCGUACUGGAUAGCGACCAAGCACCACGGCCCGCUGACUCCUGCGUCCAAGCUUGUCAAAUACGCCAACCAUGCCUUUACGCACCAGAGGCUGUUGGAAGCGGAGAAAGUAAUAUUGGCUAGAUUGAAAUUUCCUCUCCUACCAGUAGUGCCCCAAGACUACAUCUGGUACUUCGCGUGGAGGUGCAACCAUGAGCGGCCCGGCGAGAUCGAGGUGGCCACCACGUUCCUCUGCCUCUGCGGGCUGAUGGUGAACAAGAGCCUCUGCUCGGAGUACCCGUCCGUCGUGGCCGCAGCUUCCGUGAGGAAUGCACUGUUGUUGCUGAAGAAGAAGGAGCUGAUACCGAGACUACAGAAAUGUCCAGCAUACGUAGCAGCCAAAAAAAGGCCGCGAACUUAUCGCACAUAUGUGCCAUCCUCCGCCACGCGGUGCGCGUAGUGGGCGCAAAGAACUACAGCUACAAGUUCAUAUUCGAGCAGUACGGAAUGCCGCCCAAGUAUAUCGCGCAGACCAUCGUGAGCUCGGCCAACGAGCUCGCUGUCAUGGACACUAUGAAUACCGCUGUCAUAUUUUGAAGGGUUCACCGGGUGGGCCCUGUAACAAAAGCCAAAAAUUUUGCUGUAGGCUCCUUAAACUGACCAACAUUUGUUCAGCGACUUUCAAAAAUGUUGAAGUGUUAAUUUAUAUUAUUUUCAUACAAAAUAAAUAUUAUCUUCACGUAAUUACGCCAUUAUUGUUGUCAUUGUCGUUGUCUGUCACGCUUUAGACAAAAUUAGUAAUACAUUACCUCUUAGUAAAAACUUUCUUAAGGGUAAUAAAAUCAAAAUACACGUUAUUUUUAAAAGUCGCAGAACAAAUGUUGGUCUGUGGAGUAUACUAGUAGGCUACAGUUAUUUUUCUUGCUUUUGUUUCUAAAUGGUUAUUCAAUUAAUGUUAAUUAGUUUGUUUUUAAUUAGUCAUUCUCGGUAGGUAGUAAUUUAAUUCAAACAUUUUGCUAAAUUAAUUAAUUCGUUGUUUGGUGAAAAAAUAUACUUAUUGUUUUUUCAUUGUUCAAAAUCAUUCUACACAACAUAUUUAAAAAUGAUGUAAUAUUUAAAUAUAAAACUCGUAAUGCAUAGAUCCGCAUAGUUACUAGUAUAGUUGUAAUUUUAUUAUAGGGUGUUUAAAUGUGACGUAAUUACGUAUUGCACAGUUGGACUUUGAUUGAUUAGCAACUAAUUAAUGACGUAUUAAAUUAGUUUAUUAUAUGUAUGAAAUUAAAUUAUAUAUGUGACUUUAUUUGUUAUUGUAUCUUGAAUAAUUGUUACAUUGCCGUUAAAGAGAUGCUCACAGUUGCUAGUUGUUUUGAAAAGUAGACAUUAAUAAUGAGCUUAAUUGUAAAUAUGUAUUAGCCUAAUCUGACUUUAAUAUUAACCAUACUUAACUUUCACAAAAAAACCAUGCAUUUUAAUUCUAUGACUAAUCAUGAUAAAAUUUAUAAAACUCUGACAUUCUUAAUACACGACACUAGAUGUAACAUACUUAAUAGUAAUUGAUCAAACCGAUUUCAAUGUUUUUUAACUUUAAUUAAGAGGAUAUUGAGGGUUAUCUGACU
Messenger RNA from Leguminivora glycinivorella, 3288 nucleotides. RefSeq lists its product as uncharacterized. The record is from RefSeq and is a predicted model, not a curated record. The transcript is spliced from 5 exons. The coding region runs from base 819 to 2132 and encodes 437 amino acids. Gene Ontology annotation, molecular function: cyclin-dependent protein serine/threonine kinase regulator activity. Gene Ontology annotation, cellular component: cytoplasm; nucleus; cyclin-dependent protein kinase holoenzyme complex. NCBI's taxonomy places the organism in Eukaryota, Metazoa, Arthropoda, Insecta, Lepidoptera, Tortricidae. Gene Ontology annotation, biological process: regulation of cyclin-dependent protein serine/threonine kinase activity; mitotic cell cycle phase transition.